AUGCUUUCUCUCGCCACCUCCCUACUCGUUCUGGUAUCGAUACCCUUCCUCAUUGUCGUCGACCACAAAGCUGGCACCGGCUAUGCUGUGCUACCCACCAGCGAACGUACGCGACGCAACUCCAAUGUCCUCCACAAGACGAGAUCCAACGGCUCCAAGUACAAAUCAUCUGCUCUUCCACAGCAAGAAAUUACAGCCGAAGAAGAACAGGACCGUCCCUCAACCGAGACCUCGUCACUUCUCUCGUCUGGCCCUGGCGACAUCAUUGACAAUGACGACGAUGCAGCAAGCAAAAAGUCGGCUCACUCAUGUGUAGAUAUCACUGGUUUGGCACUUCUGAACAAACCGGAAUUCUGGCAACUAUGGGUACUCAUGGGUCUCCUAUCUGGAGUUGGUUUGAUGACAAUCAACAAUAUUGGUCACGACGUUCAGGCCCUUUGGAAACACUGGGACGACUCCGUCAAGAACGCCUUUGUCGCUGACCGUCAGCUAUGGCAUGUGUCCAUAAUCUCGCUCUGUUCCUUCUUAGGACGUCUAUCUUCGGGCAUUGGUUCCGAUUUUAUUGUGAAGCGACUACAUCACUCACGCUUUUGGUGUGCUGCCAUCUCUGCCACCAUCUUUGCUUUGGCUCAAGUCGCCGCCAUUCGUGUUGAGGAUCCCCACUUCCUGUGGGCUGUGUCCGGACUCUCCGGACUCGCGUAUGGCGUUCUGUUUGGUGUCUUCCCAGCGCUCGUGGUUGAUGCGUUUGGUCCAGAUGGCUUCGCCGUCAACUGGGGCUUCAUGACUCUGGCACCUGUCGUCAGCGGAAACGUCUUCAAUCUCUUUUACGGUGCGGUCUAUGACUCCAACUCGGUAGUUGAGCCAGAUGGUCAACGUGGAUGUGAGCUGGGUCUCUCGUGUUACCGCACCGCGUACUAUGUCACUCUCACAUCGAGCAUAUUGGGCAUCUUCGCUUGUUUCUGGGGUAUCUACGGCGAGCAUAUACGCAAGAGGCGAGAGUUGGAGGAACACGAUGGUCAUAGAGAUGCUUGA
This is a messenger RNA of Alternaria conjuncta, 1032 nucleotides long. RefSeq lists its product as uncharacterized. The record is from RefSeq and is a predicted model, not a curated record. Gene Ontology annotation, cellular component: membrane. Bases 1 to 1032 code for a protein of 343 amino acids. The transcript is spliced from 3 exons. NCBI's taxonomy places the organism in Eukaryota, Fungi, Ascomycota, Dothideomycetes, Pleosporales, Pleosporaceae.